Myotis davidii is the source of this 1020-nucleotide messenger RNA. Its product is annotated as immunoglobulin-binding protein 1. The coding region runs from base 1 to 1020 and encodes 339 amino acids. Gene Ontology annotation, molecular function: protein phosphatase 2A binding. Gene Ontology annotation, biological process: regulation of dephosphorylation; regulation of signal transduction. The transcript has a single exon. Gene Ontology annotation, cellular component: cytosol. The record is from RefSeq and is a predicted model, not a curated record. NCBI's taxonomy places the organism in Eukaryota, Metazoa, Chordata, Mammalia, Chiroptera, Vespertilionidae.
AUGUCAACAGUGGAAGAAGAGUUCCCGCUGCCGCGGCUCCCAGAGCUGUUCGACACUAGCCAACAAAUUCUGGAUGAAGUGGAGGAGACGGCUGAACCCAGCACUUCCAAAAGAAUCCAAAAGAAGGUAUCGGAGGGGCUAACACAACUUGAGAAGGCAGCCGAAAUGUUAUCAAAACUCGACUUGUUCAGCCGAAAUGAAGAUUUGGAGGAAAUUGCUUCCACAGACCUGAAGUACCUGCUGGUGCCAGCACUUCAAGGCGCGCUGGCCAUGAAGCAGGUCGACCCCAGCAAGCGUCUGGAUCAUUUGCAGUGGGCUCGGGAACACUUCGUAAGCUACUUAACUCAGUGCCAAUUCUACCACGUGGCAGAGUUCGAGUUGCCCCAAACCAACAACAACCCGACUGAAAAUAACACAGCUCUUUCCCCCGUGGCCCAUCCUAGUCUCCUUGCGAUGGCAACUAAGAGACAGACGAAAAUAGAGAGAUACAAGCAGAAGAAAGAGGUGGAGCAGAGGUUGUCCGCGAUGAAAUCUGCCAUGGAAAGCGGCCAAGUAGAUGAUGAGAAUGUUCGAGAAUAUUACCUCCUCCAGCUCCGAAGGUGGAUUGUUAUCAGCUUAGAAGAGAUUGAGAGCAUCGACCAGGAGAUGACAAUCCUGAGAGGAAGAGGCUCUUCAUCAGAGGCAUCGGCUUCACCCUCAUCUCAUCAGGACAGGCCUCCAGGGAGACCCUUCAUUCUCACUCGGAACGUGACCCAAACCAAAGUAUUUGGAGCUGGUUAUCCCAGUCUGGCGUCUAUGGCGGUGAGCGACUGGUAUGACAAGUAUGGGAAAUGUGGAACAUUACCAGAUCAGGGCAUACCCAAGACAACAUCCGAGGUCAAAUUAGUAGCUCAGGGAAAGGAAGAUCAGAAACAAAAGAAGAAAGAGGAGGAUGAGCAAUCACACAGCCAAGCUCGGGAGUGGGAUGACUGGAAGGACACCCAUCCUAGGGGCUACGGCAACCGACAGAACAUGGGUUAG